This is a messenger RNA of Cheilinus undulatus (humphead wrasse), 1834 nucleotides long. RefSeq names its product zinc finger protein 239-like. Bases 194 to 1282 code for a protein of 362 amino acids. NCBI's taxonomy places the organism in Eukaryota, Metazoa, Chordata, Actinopteri, Labriformes, Labridae. Gene Ontology annotation, cellular component: nucleus. The transcript has 2 exons. Gene Ontology annotation, molecular function: RNA polymerase II cis-regulatory region sequence-specific DNA binding; DNA-binding transcription activator activity, RNA polymerase II-specific. The record is from RefSeq and is a predicted model, not a curated record. Gene Ontology annotation, biological process: regulation of transcription by RNA polymerase II.
CAGCAUUUCACAGGGCUUCGUUAUGUCGGUGAAAACUCAACGAACUCUCUGUAAGAGACUUUAGGCAAUAAACUGCCCACCAAAAAAACGACUGCACCGGCUAAAGAGGGAAGAACGCAGAGCUGAAAGUGAAGAUAUCAGACAACCAGCUGGCCUCUGAGGAACCGAACUUCACACAUUACAGCAAAGUACCAUGAAGGAGGAACAGAUCCUGGAGGACGCAGAGAUGAAAGAUCAUCCACAGGUGAAAGAGGAACAGGAGGAUCACUGUAUCAAUCCAAAUGUGGAGGCUGAUGCUUCAAACUGUGCUGAAGUAAAACUUCUCAAAUCAGAACCAACCAGUGGAUGUGAGCUGUUCCCCUCUUCCAGUAGUGUAUCUGUGAAUGUAACAGAAACAUUGGACAAAAAACAGAUUGAAACUGAAGGACCGUCUUCCCCUCCUCACAGUCAUAGCAUUGAAGUGAUUGUGGACAUGGAGCAGCCCUCAAGGGAUGAAAAAAAAUGCCGCUUUUGUGGCAAACAUUUCAGGAAAGACUCUUUUCUUAUAAGACACGUAGAAAAGAGUCACAAAGGGAAAAAAGCCUUUAAAUGCCUGAAGUGCAGCAAAGAGUUUGAUGCAAGGCCAAACCUUGUUGUGCAUACAAGAAUACACACAGGUGAAAAGCCAUUCAAGUGUGAUUUUUGUGACAGAACGUUUGUGCAGAACUCAAGUCGAAUCGUUCACAUGAGGGUGCACACUGGAGAGAAGCCAUAUUUUUGUAAGAACUGUGGAAAAAGUUUUGCCAUAAGCAAACAUUUAAAAUUCUGCAAAAAACAGAAUAACAGUUGCCAGAGCCCACCAGUAAAUGUGACAACACAGGAGGAUAUGAAAGUGGAGAAACGCUUCAAAUGCUUUGGAUGCCAAAAAGAAUUUCAAUAUAAGUACCAGUUUGAACAGCAUUCCAGAGUUCACACUGGUGAGAAACCUUUCCGCUGUGAGGUUUGUGGCAAAACCUUCACUCAGAGCUCCAGUCGUAAUGUUCACAUGAGGCUGCACACUGGAGAGAAACCAUACUUCUGUACAAAAUGUGGCCAAAGUGUUACCCAUCAAGCACAUCUGAUAUACUGCACAGGUACACAAAACAAACGCAAAAAAAAGUCUUUUCGUUGUGAAAUGUGUGGAAAAACCUUUUUCACUAAUUCAGAGCUGAAGGUGCACUUUGAGGUUCAUGAGCAAUGGAAACGAUACAUUAGUGAAAAACAAGAACCAGAGAUAGAGGAGAAAAAACCCAUGGACAAGUAAGGGAACAACAGAGGAUCUCUAAUAACAAAUAGUUUAUAAAAGAUAAUUAAUAAAAGAAUACUCCAGUUUUUAGGAAUGGUGUGUUUCAGCCACAAUAUGUCAUGAAUGGAAUAUAUUUUUGUCUUUGUUGAAAUGUAGUUAUAUGAGAAAAUGCACUGAACAGUGUGUACAGACAAAGGCAAAUGUUUAGAUGAUUUCACUGCUUCACCUUAACCUUUUUUAUUUCUUUUUAAAUUUUUGGAGUGGUAUCAAUAAACUCUUCCAAAGCUGUGCUGUAUGGACUCCAUUUACAUGUUAUGAAAAUGUUUGAUUGAAAUGCGACACAGGUUGGUUAAAGCAGCCAUACCAGUUAAACUAUCAGUGCCUUUUAAAGGUAUUUUUUUUCUUUUUAUUCCCAAUAGAAAAAUAUUUUUCUGCACUUAACAAUUUUAAUCCUUUAAUUUUUGUUUUGGAGCUUCUGUUUCAUGUAGUUCUGUUUUAUUAAGAGGUCAAGAGUUGAAUAGGUGCAUUAAACACAUUAAGUACUACUGCCAUGUGACCAGAAAAGCAUUU